AUGGAGCGCGAUGGUAUAGCAGAAGAAGAGAGGCCGAAGGUCGUUGAAGUCGACUUGAUCGACAGGUAUGAUCGUCGAGAUCAAGAUCUAGACUAUGAACGCACGGAGGGAGACAAGGGAUCGAGGAAGAUCAAGAAAAUUGAUUCAUUCUACGUAGAGACAGGCCAAUUAAAGUCGAACCCCAAUCAUUCAUCAAACCAGAAUUUGGCAUGGGUGAUGAUACUGAAGCUUGCGAUUCAGAGCAUCGGGGUGGUGUAUGGCGAUUUAGGGACGUCGCCUCUCUAUGUCAUGCCAGGAAUUUUUCCAGACGGGAUAAAACACGAAGACGACAUCCUCGGAGCAUUGUCUCUGAUCUUCUACUCGAUCAUCCUCAUUGGCUUGAUCAAGUAUGUCUUCAUUGUUCUAUCGGCAAAUGACAAUGGCGAUGGAGGGACAUUCGCUUUGUACUCUCUAAUGUGCCGCUAUGCCAAGGCAAGCUUGACCCCUAACCAACAAGCUGAAGACAAGGAAAUCUCGAACUACCGGCUUGAGGUGCCAAACCGCCGCCUCCGGCGGGCCUCUGCCAUGAAGUCCUUGCUCGAGAAUAGCAAAGCGGCCAAGUACUUGCUCUUGUUUGUAACUAUGCUGGGCACCGCCAUGGUCAUUGGAGAUGGGAUCCUCACACCAUGCAUAUCCGUAUUGUCGGCUGUUGGGGGCAUAAGAGAAGCUGCACAUUCACUUGGAGAUGAUCAAAUCAUGUGGAUUUCUGUGGUGAUCUUGAUCCUUCUGUUUCAAGUCCAAAGGUUCGGGACAGACAAGGUCGGAUACAGCUUUGCCCCGGUUCUCUCUAUAUGGUUCCUUUGUAUUGGACUGAUCGGCAUCUACAAUUUCGCGAAACAUGACUCUGGAGUGAUCAGAGCUGUCAACCCGCUCCACAUCAUCCGGUACUUCAUGAGGAACAAAAAGGAAGCAUGGAUUUCUCUUGGAGGGGUCAUUCUGUGCCUAACUGGUUCUGAAGCAUUGUUUGCUGAUCUGGGGCACUUUAACAUCCUGUCGAUUCGAUUGAGUUCAUGCCUGCUUGUCUUUCCUUCAAUCAUCCUCGCCUACUUUGGUCAGGCGGCAUAUCUCCGAAAGAACACUCAAGACGUUGCUAGGGCUUUCUACAGCUCGAUACCGAAACCGGUGUAUUGGCCAAUGUUUGUGAUCGCGGUGAUGGCGGCAAUAAUAGCAAGCCAAUCCUUGAUAUCGGCCGCAUUUGCCAUAGUGAAGCAAUCUGUCGCGCUCGGGUGCUUCCCACGCGUGAAGGUCGUGCACACUUCGUCGAAGCACGAGGGCCAGAUUUACAUACCUGAGGUGAACACCCUCCUCAUGUUGGCCUGUGUUGGUGUCACCCUUGGCUUCAAGACGACAUUGCAGUUGGGCAAUGCUUAUGGAAUUGCUGUAGCAUUCGUUUUCACUAUCACGUCCACAUUCCUCGUUAUCGUGAUGAUCAUGAUUUGGAAGACCAACAUACUCCUCAUAAUCCUCUACGUCGUCACCAUCGGGCUCGCGGAGUACGUGUUUCUAACCUCAGUCCUCUACAAAUUCGUGGAUGGGGGUUACGUUCCACUCGUCUUCGCUGCCAUGAUGGUCAUCGUCAUGUUCGUAUGGAAUUAUGGAUACCGACGGAAGUACGAGUAUGAGCUCAAGAACAAGGUCUCGAGGGAAGCCCUCAUCACGAUCACGUCAAACAUAAGCAUCCAGCGGCUUCCCGGGAUUGCCUUAUUCUACACCGAGCUCGUCCAGGGCAUUUCCCCCAUAUUCACCCAAUACGUCGCCAAUGUACCCGCAUUGCACUCAGUCCUUGUCUUCGUCUCGAUCAAGUCGCUACCCAUAAGCAAGGUGCCCCUUGAGGAGCGGUUCGUCUUCCGAAAGGUGGAGCCCGGCAUAUACCGAUGCGUCGGGAGAUAUGGGUAUCGAGAUGCGAAGAUGGAGCAAGAGUUCUUCGAGAAGGUCUUGAUCAACCGAUUGAAAGAUUUCAUUCUGAACGAUGCGCUCUACGAUGUGCCGCCCGCCGCCAACGGGCGAGGCGAGGCCAGUGACCACGGAAUUGUGGUCUUCAGUGAAGAGGAUGUGCAAAGAGAGAUUGGAUUGGUGGAAGAAGCAAUUAAGAUUGGAGGGAUCGUGUAUCUAAUGGGAGAGAGUGAGGUCAUAGCUUCAAGCGGUUCAGGCUUGGCAAAGAUGGUGGUGAUCAAUUACUUGUACAACUCGUUGAAGAGGUGCGUGAGGCAGCAGGAGGAAGUGUUCAACAUUCCCCACAAGUGGCUGCUCAAAGUAGGGAUGACCUAUGAGGUCUAGUGGAUGAUGUCCAGGAUUUUCAUUAGUAGUAUAUGAUACAGCUAAAAAAUUAUAUUCGGUUGUUGGCUUUGUCC
This is a messenger RNA of Rhodamnia argentea, 2390 nucleotides long. RefSeq names its product potassium transporter 20-like. The record is from RefSeq and is a predicted model, not a curated record. Gene Ontology annotation, cellular component: membrane. Gene Ontology annotation, molecular function: potassium ion transmembrane transporter activity. Gene Ontology annotation, biological process: potassium ion transmembrane transport. Bases 1 to 2316 code for a protein of 771 amino acids. NCBI's taxonomy places the organism in Eukaryota, Viridiplantae, Streptophyta, Magnoliopsida, Myrtales, Myrtaceae. The transcript is spliced from 7 exons.